ACAAACAGCUUUUCUCUCUACUAGCCUUCACAAUUUUCUUUAAUUUCAGUUACACUUCUUCUUCAAAAAAAAAAAAAAAAAAAAAAAAAAAAAAAAAAAAAAAAAAAAAAAACCAUAUAACUUCUCUUUUAAGGUCUAAAGAUGGAUAUGGUGAUGAAGUUGGGAGCAGAAAGUCCAGUGGUAAUUUUCAGCAAAACCACUUGUUGCAUGUCUCACAGUAUCGAAACCCUAAUCCGAGGUUUUGGAGCAAACCCUACAGUUUACGAGCUCGAUAAACUUCCAAAUGGGAGGCAAAUGGAGAACGCAUUGAUUGAAUUAGGAUGUCAACUAAGUGUGCCAGCAGUUUUCAUUGGGAAAGAUUUUGUUGGUGGUUCUAAUGAGAUUAUGAGUCUUAAUGUUAGAGGCAAGCUCAAGAAUUUGCUUCUUAAAGCUAAUGCAAUUUGGAUAUAGAGAUCACUUUACUAACUAGCAAGUAUUCUAGACCUUCAUUUCAUAAUACGUAGUUCAUAGUAAUCGCAGCAGCUAUAGAGUCUCCUAUAAGUAUUUGGUGGUUGUUUAUCACCCAGAUAGUUUAGUUAAGGCUUAAAGUACUAAUGUUGAUCCUAUACAAUAAUUUCAUGAGUUCUCCUUUCAUGCAAAUAACACAAUAUUGGGUAACUAAGAAUAAGUAUCUUGAAAUUUUUCAUCUCGAAUUGUAUUCCCAUAAAAGGAAGGGUGAAGUUGAAAAACUAAUCCUUCAAAUCGUUGUUGUGAAGUCAAUAAAUUAUAUGCUCUUUGGUUGAAUCAUAAA
This is a messenger RNA of Nicotiana tabacum (common tobacco), 790 nucleotides long. Its product is annotated as monothiol glutaredoxin-S1-like. NCBI's taxonomy places the organism in Eukaryota, Viridiplantae, Streptophyta, Magnoliopsida, Solanales, Solanaceae. The record is from RefSeq and is a predicted model, not a curated record.